UGUGAGACAUUCUCACAAAAACAAAAGGGAGAACCCAGACUAAAGCCUGAGUAGAUGUAUAGAGUAACAAUGCAGAUAAUGGAGAUGGAGUCUACUUAUGUUAAUGAACCACCCAGACCAAGGCCCAUUCGCCAGUCACAACUCUUUGAAAGGAAAUGGGUAAAGAUUCUUCUUUUGAGCUUUGGGCUCCUGUGUCUCAUACAAGCCACUCUCAACGUCACUUUGCGAUUGACUGCCAACUGUGAAAACACUGCCACUGUAAUGGAGACUCAGAGCUCACCCCCAUGUGAGGCGGUUACUUACAAAACAACACAACAAUGCAACAGUCUACAAAAGAGAGUCAAUACUUUGGCCAGAGACAAGAGCAGGCUGAAUGAUCAAAUCAGUGAGCUAAAUAACCAAAUCCAAGAACUCAAUAAACAAAAACAAGAGCCCAAUAAACAAAAUCAAGAGUUUAAUAGACAAAUUAAUGAACUCAAUAACAAAAUGAAUGAACUUAAUAAUCAAAAGAAUGAACUUAAUAACCAGAUUAAUAGACUUAAAGACCAAAUUAAUCAACUCAGUAACCAGAUUAAUGGACUCAACAGCCAAAACCAAGAACUCAACAAACAAAAACAAGAGUUCAUAAAGCAAAUUAAUGAUCUUCAUAACCAAAUAAACAGACUCAAUAAUCAAAAUAGAGUGCUCACUUCCCAGAUUGAAGUUGUGACAAGAGACCAACCGCAGAACAACCUCAAUGGUAAGUCUAUAUGUCCAGCCAGCUGGAGGGAAAGAAGAGGCAGGUGUUAUUUUCUGUCCAGUGAGAAGAGGUCUUGGGAAAGAAGCAGGAUGUUCUGUCAGGACCAUGGCGCUGAUCUGGUGGUGAUCAAUGAUGAGCAGGAACAGAGGGAUCUCCAUGGAAUGUAUGACAGUCCAUAUCUGCUCUUCUGGAUCGGUUUGCAUGAUUAUACCAGCCGGGGGACUUUCAAAUGGGUGGAUAAUACUCCUCUAACUGGAGCAUUUUGGCAGGCUGGACAACCGGAUGCUGGUGGACCCAACAAUCAAGAAAACUGUGUAGAAAUGUAUUGCAAAAACCCAGUGCUUUCCAGCUGGAAUGAUGCCCCCUGUGAGCAUUUACUGCAAUGGAUUUGUGAGAAAGCAACACGUCAGUAAAGUUGUACAGUUGGGGCCUUUGGAGCAAUACUUUGGAGCCCUGCUGCAAAGUACCUGUGUUUUGUCACAAAUGAUGUAACAAUUGUAACAAAUGUUGUAAUAAAAAGUUUAUUUUGAGGUCAUAAUCAA
Molecule: messenger RNA, 1281 nt
Organism: Boleophthalmus pectinirostris (great blue-spotted mudskipper)
Lineage: Eukaryota; Metazoa; Chordata; Actinopteri; Gobiiformes; Gobiidae
Product: C-type lectin domain family 4 member M-like
Exons: 6
Coding region: 55-1152 (365 amino acids)
Source: RefSeq, a predicted model, not a curated record